This is a messenger RNA of Leucoraja erinaceus (little skate), 660 nucleotides long. RefSeq names its product PR domain zinc finger protein 2-like. The transcript is spliced from 4 exons. The coding region runs from base 196 to 474 and encodes 92 amino acids. Lineage: Eukaryota; Metazoa; Chordata; Chondrichthyes; Rajiformes; Rajidae. The record is from RefSeq and is a predicted model, not a curated record.
CUCGCUUCUCAAACAUUGAUUAGGCACUAAACAAAGGUCAAGUUUGAUGAAGUCGGGGCGGCGGUGAAGGAGUUAAACCCGAGUGCUGGAGUAACAAAGGAGCUGGUGAAACUUCCUGUGCUGCUGCUGUGGGAUAAUUCAAUGACUGGAUGAUUUUGAAGACUUGCCUGUUACCAAGAGGUGCCUCUGCUUCCAAUGGAGGAGUUGAACAGCAAUCUAAUACCUGGGCCCCAGGUGGAGAUGUUAGUCGACGUGCCCCAACGAAUAUUGAGGGGGCUUCCUCAUGAGGUGACUUUGCAACAGUCCGCAGUUGACGAGAGUCGCAUUGGUGUGUGGGCCACCAGGUCUAUCCAGAAGGGCAGGAGAUAUGGUCCAUUCUCCGGAGAAAAGAAGAAGAAGGCCCGGGUGAAUAGCAGCGUGUACAUGUGGGAGGUAAGGGCGUUCUGGCGAUCAGCUGGGCAGCAACAUAUUUAACAUGCAUCACUGGCUUUGUGGUGUAACUGGUCCAGAACGCAGCCGCCCGACUCAUCACCCACACCAAAUCCAGGCAUCACAUCACUCCAGUCCUCAAACAACUUGUUUUUAAGAGGGAACUGCAGAUGCUGGAGAAUCGAAGGUUACACAAAAAAACUGGAGAAACUCAGCGGGUGCAGCAGCAUC